Plutella xylostella (diamondback moth) is the source of this 1218-nucleotide messenger RNA. NCBI's taxonomy places the organism in Eukaryota, Metazoa, Arthropoda, Insecta, Lepidoptera, Plutellidae. The record is from RefSeq and is a predicted model, not a curated record.
AUGACCCUCCUCUCCCCGCAGCCGCCCUCGUCCCCCUCGCGCGCCGUGAAGCGCUACAAGUGCGGCGUCUGCAUGAAGUCUUACAUGUACAUGCACACGCUCAAGAAGCACAUGAUCAGCACGCACGUGCAGGAUCAAGAACAGCAACAACAAGUGCAGCAGCAACAAGUCCAACAACAACAACAGGUCCAACAGCAAGUCCAGGUCCAACAACAACAGGUUCAAGUCCAACAGCAACAGGUCCAGGUCCAACAGCAACAGGUCCAAGUCCAUCAUCAUCACCAGCAGCAGUCGCCGCAGCAGUUACAGCAGGUGUUGCAAGUUGGUGGUGUCCAGCAGUUGAUCCAUCAACAUGUGCCACAGGGCGCGCAACAAGCAUAUCCAGUCAUAUCAUCCGUCCAGUCCUUGCAACUACAGCAAACCCAGCACGUCAAUACGCAGCAGCAGCCGCAGCAACUUCAAGUGCAGACAAUACAGAUCCACCCGCAGCACCAACCGAUACAGAUCCACGCGGUGGGCGUGCAACAAGUGCAGCAGCAACAACUGCACGUGGCCACCUCGUCGUGCCAGACCAUGCUGCCGAAUAUCUUACAGCUACAGCCAGGCACAGUGGCGGUGUCCGGCCUCGGCCAGCAAGACCUGAGCGGCGUGGCCCACCGCAUCAUACUGCAGCAGCCGCCCAACCAAGCCAUCUACACUAUCCACCAUUGAGACUGUGCUUAGUAGAAAUCUUGAGGGUAAUGUUAUAUGCAGUCGUGUGAGAACUGAAGACCUUUAGUCUAUCGGAAGAUGCGUCAUUAUUAUUAUUCGACGUAAAGUUUUACAACUAUUUGUCGACAAUCAAGAUAUUUGUCUUCGGAUGUGGUGAUAAAACAAAAUACCUACUGCUACGUAAUGUAUUACGUAAUUUCCUGCAUUAGAAAUGUUAAGUUUUAUUUUGCUAGGUAAAGUAAAUGAAAUAUCACAACAUUUUACUGUGCCACUGUCUUCCACUGGACUAUGUAUACAUAUUAUUUAUAAUUUAAACCAGUUCUGUUGUAACCUAAUGAAUGGAUGAUAAUCACUCAAGUUUUUGUACAUUGUCUACGUAUUAGAUAUUAAUUUAAAAUGAACUAGUUUAGGAAGUGCCGAUAUUUAUUUGUAAAUGUGUAUUUUUAGUUUGUCAAUUGUACAUAAAUAGCACAAUUUUACUAGACAAAAUAAAAUGUAAGAAGAUAA